Molecule: messenger RNA, 2177 nt
Organism: Ilyonectria robusta
Lineage: Eukaryota; Fungi; Ascomycota; Sordariomycetes; Hypocreales; Nectriaceae
Exons: 1
Coding region: 307-1953 (548 amino acids)
Source: RefSeq, a predicted model, not a curated record
ACCACAGUAGCAUCCGAAGCCCCAAGAAGCCUCCACUCAAGGGGAAACAGCGGCCGUUUAGCAGCUGCUAGGGCCGUCUAACGUCCCAUGGCCCCGGGUACAUAAGCAAUGCAGUCCGCGGCGUGAUAAUGACCCGACCAGCCCUCGCGCCGUCGUCUCUCGUUUUGCUCGCGCAGCCAUUUAACGGUCCGCCAUCCCGCAUUCCGCUAAGGCCCGCCAUCUCGAUUGUGGCUGCUUACCUGUCUUAAUCUUUGGGUCCUUUCGUUCUUUUCGUUCUUUUCUGUCCAUCGACAGGUUGACCGCGCAAUGGAGUUGAAACUCUCCACCGCCCUGCAGGCAUGCGCCGCCCAGUUGCUGUUUGCUGGAUCUGCAUAUGCGUCUCAAUGGACUGUGACCUCCUACUACGCCGUCGUCGAGACUACUUCAACUUACUCGACCUACACCGAGGAUUGGGCCGUCGACACCUACACCCAGACCAUCACCCUCAAGCCGUCAGCAGUUGAGGACUUCUCUGUCUCAGCUACCUCAACAUACGUCUCGGAGGACACCUACUACGACGUCAAGAUUGUCGAGGUCUACUACGACCCAACCGACGUGGAUUCUUCCGACAUUGUGCCAACUUCGACGUACAACAGUGAUGAUUACACCUACACCUACUACUACCAGGAGGUAUUCUACACUGCUCCAGCAUCUUGCGAAACCGCCUUUACUGUCCAGACUUACGUCGAUGUCUACAUUCCUUCCGAGGUUCGCGAUCAAAUCACUCCUUCCAGCGUUACGACAUACACCUCAAGCUACGACGAUGGCGGCAAGUACACCAUGGUCCAGGCCUUUUUGUCUGAGGGCGAGGUGUCCUUGAGCUCUGCGACCACCAAAGACUUCAUCCAGAGUUAUUAUCUGGACGACUGCAUCAACCCUACCGCCACGGGUAGUGACAGGUAUAACGGUGACUACGGCUAUGGUGAUGAUAACGACGACGACGACGACUCCAGCAGCAGCGGUGGUGGCUACGGCUAUACUGUCUGUUCCCUCUACGGAUACGGAUGUACCUCCCUCCAGACCUGGAUCAUCAUCAUCGCAUCCGUCCUCCCGGGCUUGUUCGUCCUCGGCUUUAUCGAAUCGUUCUUCUGGUUCAGGAGAAUGAUGCUCGGCAAGGCAGCCCUGAGAUUUGGCACCAUCUGCUGGGUUCUCCUUACGCUGUUGGUCCUCUGCUUCACGAGACACAGCCCAGCCCGAAACAAGGCCGAUGCCCCUGCUCUUCGCGAACAGUGGAAUGCCAUGAGCAUCGGAACGAGGAUUAAGCUGUGGUUCAGAUGGGGCUUCCGACACGCGUAUCCUAUCGAACUCUUGGGCCCGGACCCAAAGACCUUCAAGGAUCCCAGACCAGCGGAUGGUACGCAGCCUCCACCAAUGAUGUACAUGGGACCUCCAGGACCUAAUGGCCAGCCGCCGCCUAUGAUGUUCAUGGGACCCCCUGGACCCAACGGCCAACCUCAAAUGAUGAUGAUGGGACCUCCUGGGCCUGAUGGUCAGCCUCAGAUGAUGAUGGUGCCGGUUCAGAUGCCUCCUCCAGUCGAAGGACAACCCCCGAUGCAAUACUAUCCGUACCCGCAGUACCCGAUGGGCACGCAGCCCCCGACAGACCCCAACAACCCUGCAAACACGCAGUCUCAGAUGUACACUCAACCUCAAAUGUACAUGCAGCCUAUGUACAUGCAGCCAGCGGUGGUUCCAAAGGACGCGCCCUCGUCGGUGGAGACGCCGUCCCCGAUGGACACACCGGCCCCCAUCACCACGCCGUCGCCGGUACACACCCAUACUCCAGUUAACUCACAGCCUCCGGUACUCCCACCUCUUAACAACGAGGCUCCUGCCGUUGCGACAAGCGCCGUCGAGGCACCAGCAGACGCCCCUCCGGCUGUUCCUCCGCCGCCUGCCAACAAGGACGCAUAGUUGGAGCCUAGGGACAGCAAUCUACCACGGACACGGAAACUAUGUUCAUAGUAUCCGAGACCAUUUAAUGUGAACCAGCGCGAGAGGAAUACAUGAUGGAAGAUGUAAUCAAUUGACAGGCGCUGGAUUUUUAAUCGGGAAGCGUUUUUCUAGCUACAUACCCCAGAUAUCUAGGCAUCUACCAUCUUAUAUACCCCUAAUUUACGGCCAAAGAGUUAAUCUCA